AUGGGAAUUUUAAUUCUGAGUGCAUUGGUCAUACUCCAAAGUAUAUUGAUCUCUACUGAAGCUAAUAAGACCUUCUUACUGCAUGUACGUUGGCUGCCGACUCACUGUUACCACAGAAAGUGCCAUAUAGAAGAUGGUCAGAGAUGGGACAUUUCGAAACUCAGGUUGGUUCCUCAGCUUGACUGGAUGAGCGAGAAUUGUUCGUAUGCCACUAGAUUUUGGCGUUAUAACUUGAGUGCCAUAAAUGAAUUGUCGAAAUAUUGGAGCAAUCCGUUGGAUGAAUUUACGCAUUACAACCAUUUGUAUAGAGACUAUGCAGCAUGUACCGUUGUCGACAGUAAUGGACCAACUCCAUACCUCUAUUUCAAUCGUGGCAUAGACCUCUUCAAAAUCGUGUCACCCAGCGCAAUAUCGAUCAAAGGUGGUGAAACUUACUCAACCAAAGAUUUUGAGCAUUCGUUGUUAAACCAGUAUCAUGCUCAACCUAAAGUCAUCUGUGCUGCUGAUGAGUUUAAUGGAAUUUUCCUCGACGAAAUAGUGUUCUGUUUCAAUGAGCAUUCAACACUUGUCGAUUGUCCUGCGAAAUAUGCAAAUGAUCUCCAAACGUAUAUGUAUACAGUUAAUGGACACGUUGAAAAUGACUACCGGAAACAGAUUGAUCAACAGAAGCUUUGUAGAGAUUCAUUCACUGUACCAGAGUAUAAAUAUAAAAUGUCUGCAAGAACAACAGAAGCGCCUGCAAUUGAUUAUUCAGAAGAUACUCCAUCCUCUUCAUCAGACAUAUUUGAAGAUAUGUGGAAUUGGUUUUGGGGUCUGUAAGACAAUUGAUUGUGUGAAGGAUUGCAAACAAAAUAUGCAGAAACAAUUUUCCUUUGAGUAGAAGUAGUUAUUUUUUCCCCUUUCAUCGGCACAAAACUUGUCGUGUGAAUUUUCGCUUCUAUAAACCAACAUUUGUUUUGCAGGUCGUUAAAAUUUGCUUAUUCAAUAACAAUAUUUCACUUGUUCUUCUUCUGAAUUAUAAUUCAUAAAGUUUGGUGUUACAGUAGAAAAAAUAUUAUUACCUUUCAUAAUUUCAAUGAACUUCUAAAUGUGAAUUUCAAAACCCACUGACCUCGAGAAGCAUCAGAUGUUCUUUUUGUAGGUUGGAUGAUUUUUAAGUUUUAAAGGUAACUAAAAGAUAAUGCUAACUGCCUAACAGGUCAUGGUUUCCAUGAUAUCCAGUUUCUUCAAGAGGAACACACUAACAUCAUGUUUAAAAACAUUUUUAUGAAUAGUAUAAGUGUGGUUGCGCUGUGUGAAUCAUAUUUCCUUAUUCUUCUGGAAAAUAGACGUUUUCCUCGCAUCAUCCACAUAUCUAUACUUUCCAAGGAUUGUAUUGUGUCACCUGGAACUACAUUUAGUAUUCACUUGUGGAAUCUACAACACGGAAUCUUCUGAUACCCUCUCUAAGCACGUGGGACUGAGGAUUUUAUCCCUAAGCAAUACUGCUAAAAGAAUGUUUGACUUUUUAUUUUGCAAUAUAUGGG
This is a messenger RNA of Trichobilharzia szidati, 1526 nucleotides long. NCBI's taxonomy places the organism in Eukaryota, Metazoa, Platyhelminthes, Trematoda, Strigeidida, Schistosomatidae. The record is from the annotation of a GenBank genome assembly.